Messenger RNA from Solea senegalensis (Senegalese sole), 5526 nucleotides. RefSeq names its product DENN domain-containing protein 4B-like. Lineage: Eukaryota; Metazoa; Chordata; Actinopteri; Pleuronectiformes; Soleidae. Gene Ontology annotation, molecular function: protein binding. Gene Ontology annotation, biological process: regulation of Rab protein signal transduction. The transcript has 29 exons. Gene Ontology annotation, cellular component: cytoplasmic vesicle. The record is from RefSeq and is a predicted model, not a curated record. The coding region runs from base 400 to 4950 and encodes 1516 amino acids.
GAAAACAACAACUAACCCAUAAAAACGUAACAGGACAUCAGCAGCAAGUACAGUGCACGGUCCGAUAAUGGAACCCGUCUCCCCCGACUCUUGAUUUAGCGGGGUGGGCAGCCUCCACUGUCUGUCAAACGACCACACUGACGCAGCAGGCGCUAGAAGGACACGCACGUCGCCUGGACACUUGGACAGUGGGACAAGCACCUGACGGUUUUUUUUUGUGUGUUUGUUUUUUUUUUAUUAUCGAGGCCGCGAGCGGUGCCGCGGGGGUGAAAAGAAUAAACGCUUGUCCGAUAAUGGAACCCGCUUUAGCUGGAAGGUGGCCCGAGGUUUAAAUCUCCCAACAGCAGCUGCUCUUCUGUCUGUCUACGGUAAGACAGUGGAGGGUAGACAGGCGACGGCAUGACAGAGGAGAAAUGUCCCCAGCUGGUGGACUACUUUGUAGUGGCCGGUCUGGACCCCGGGGGCCAGUGGAGGCCCCUGGAUGAGGAUGGAAAAGCCUCGUCCUCGUCCUCCUCCUCAUCCCCGUCCUCGUCGUCCUCGGGCUCGUCAGGCCGGGCGGUGGAGCCGGUCACAGACCUGGUGGUCAUCGCCAAGGGGCUCGGGGAGGAAGUGCCUGAGGGCUUCACGUGCAUCGAGAAGACGCUCGGCGGACACUCGGCCGAGCUGAGCGCCGGCCUCAUCAACAACCCGCAUCUGUACCUGUGCUACCGCCGGGGUCGAGACAAACCGCCCGUCCUGGACCUCGGGGUUCUGUAUGAAGGGAAGGAGCAGCUGAAGCAGGGCUGGUACGUCAUCGAGACGACGCCCUACAGCCGCUCGGCCAGCCUGAGCGCCGGCGGCGGCCCGACCGCUCACCGGGUGUUCCUGACGUAUCGCCGGGCUCUGGACUCGCAGGGUCUCCACACGCUGGGCGUCACCGACAUCGCCCUGCUGCUGCCCAGCAAGGGGGAGGUGGCGCCGCACACUUUCUCUCGCGUCGAAAAGAACCUAAACACCGGCAUGUGGGGUCCAGGCCUGUACCUGUGCUACAAGAGAGCGGUGGCCAAAGCCAACGCGCUGGUCUACGAAGCCAGUCUGAUCAGCCGUUACCCUGAGGAGGACCUGGAGGCAUUCCCUCUGCCAGAGUCCGUUCCAGUCUUCUGUUUGCCGAUGGGCGUCACUGUGGAGAGCUGGCCUCUGAACACAAAGUACCAGCUGCCCGUCUUCUCCACCUUCGUCCUCACGUCCGCCUCCGGGGACAAGGUUUACGGUGCCGCCAUCCAGUUCUACGAGUCCUUCCAGAGGGAGCUGCUGUCGGAGCGGCAGAGUGUGAGGCUGGGUCUGCUCAGCGUGGUGGACCGGCGGCCCAUCACCAGCCGCAGCCUGCAGGUGAAGAAGAGCAUCUGUGUGUUGUCACACUGGCCCUUCUUCAACGUCUUCCAGAAGUUUCUCACCUUCAUCUACAGAUACUCCAUCUCCGGACCUCACGUGCUGCCACUAGAGAAACACAUAUCCAGCUUCAUGCACAACGUCCCGUUUCCUUCUCCCCAGCGUCCUCGCAUCCUUGUUCAGCUGUCUCCAUAUGACAACCUGCUGCUGUGUCAGCCGGUCUCCUCUCCACUGCCACUCAGUGGUGCGAGCUACCUGAAGCUGCUACAGAACCUCGGUCCAGAAAACGCCUGCACGCUGCUGCUCGCCGUCCUCACCGAACACAAACUGCUGCUGCACUCGCUGCGGCCCGACGUCCUCACGUCUGUCAGCGAGGCGCUCAUCUCUGUGAGUUUCCCGCUGCGCUGGCUCUGUCCGUACAUCCCUCUGUGUCCGCUGCAGAUGGCCGACGUGCUGCUGGCGCCGAUGCCUUUCGUCGUUGGUGUCCACUCCAGCUACUUUGACCUGUACGACCCCCCCGCAGACGUGGUGUGCGUCGACCUGGACACCAACACCAUCUUCCAGUCGGAUGAAAAGAAGCCGUUGUCAUGGCGAUCGUUGCCCAGGAGGCCCGGCAAGGCGCUGUUCAACACUCUCACCAGCCUCCACAAGACCCUGGAGAAGAUUUGCACACCUGGCCAGGAGGAGGCGACACUGGAGUUCCUGCUCACCGACUACGACCAGAUCUACCGGCGUCAGAAACAGCUGGAGCUGGAGAUCCAGGAAGGCUUUCUGCGUUUCAUGAGCUGCCUGCUGCGAGGAUACCGCUCCUUCCUGCUGCCCAUUACACAGGCACCGUCUGACACCACCACUGACUGCAGUUCCCUCUUCAACCUGCAGGGUUUCCUGAAAUCUCGCGAUCGGACGCAGCAGAAGUUUUACAACCAGCUGACGAGAACCCAGAUGUUCACUCAGUUCAUCGAGGAGUGCUCCUUCGUCAGCGACCGCCACGCCUGCCUCGAGUUCUUCGACGAGUGCGUCCAGAAGGUGGACGUGGAGAAGCCGGAGGAGGUGAGAUUGAUCGAUCUGGACGAGACUCACAGCGGAGAACACACCGUCUUCAUCAUGCCGCCAGAGGAGCCGCAGGAAGCAGACGGCUCAGAGUGUCCCGCCCUCUACAGCUAUGAGACGUUCCCCACUCUGAGGCCCGAGCUCUUUGACCAGCCGCAGGACCAGCUCCGCCCCCCGGCCAAAGGCAGCGCCCCCAGUAGCCCUGCCCCUCGACGCACCAAACAGGAGAUCAAGUUGGCGCAGAAGCGAGCGCAGAAGUACGCGUCCGUCCCGGACAUGUGGUCCAAGUGUCUGCUGGGUCACUGUUACGGCCUCUGGUUCAUCUACCUGCCCACGUUUGUGCGCGCCGAGAGCGCCAAGGUCCGCACCCUGCACACGGCCUACGACGUCCUCAAACACAUGGAGAACAGGAAGGUGGUGCUGCCGGACGAGGUGUGUUACCGGAUCCUGAUGCAGCUGUGCGGUCAGUACGGGCAGCCGGUCCUCGCUGUUCGAGUCCUGCUGGAGAUGAAGAAGGCGGGAAUCACGCCCAACACCAUCACCUACGGCUACUACAACAAGGCGGUGCUGGAGAGCAAGUGGCCCUCAACCAAUCAGGGCGGGCGUCUCCGCUGGGCCAAGCUGAGGAACGUCCUGCUCGCUGUGGCCCAGUUUAGACGGCCGUUAAAGCGGAAGAAGAGCGGCUCGGUGGGGUCUCGAGGAGAAGCGAUGACAGAACCUGACCAGAGGCUCCACCCCCAGUCCACUCUGAUUCGUCAGUCCAGUUGGAGCGGUCUGUCUGAAAGCUCCAGUCACGAGUCCCUGACUGGUCCACUGGUGAAGAGCAACAGUCUGAGCAGCAUGAAGACGUCGUCUGACAAGGUGAAACUCUUUAAGAAGACGAUGCUUCGCAACGCCGGGACAGACAGCUGUGGGGAAGCCGUCUCCCGUAAGCCGCCGCUGGGUCCCAGAGACGCGUCGGCCACACCUCCAGCGCCCCCUGUUGGUGGUGGUGUCCUGGUGAAGCGGAGUCAGGUUUGCCUCUCCAACUUUUACAAAGAGUGUGCAGAGUCUGCCGGCUCGGAGCCGGACUGCAGCUGUCAGCCUGCGGAGAGAGACGGACGGCCAGUGGGUGUGCGUGACACGGCCGGAAGAAACAAGGUUGUAGAUGAGAACUACAACAACGUGUCUUCCCCGAGCAGAGGUUUGGCCGGGAAACUGCAGCAGCUCCUCACUCCGACCAGACACCGAGUGUCCGUGCGACGAGCCGCCAGCGUGGACGACCGGCGGCCGGGAGGAGGAGGAGGAGGCGUCGGACGAAGAGUGUCUGAGCAGAGACAGUCGAGGAAAGCUCAGGUGGCUGAAACUCUGCUGAAGGCCAAAGAUCGACUGGUCAACGCCACGUCAGAGAGUUCAUUGUCUGUAGGAAGUGACCUCGACUUGACGGACACACCCACUGCUGCGUUUCCUCUGCGCAGGUCCUGGGACGCUAAUCAGGAGGCGGCAGGACUCGAGGUGUUGAUAUCCAGCUGCUCUCUGUGUCGCAGCUGUAACUCGUUGGUCUAUGACGAGGAGAUCAUGGCCGGCUGGACGUCGGACGACUCAAACCUGAACUCGUCGUGUCCGUUCUGCGGCGCCUCCUUCGUGCCCUUCCUGAACGCUGAGGUCUGUGACCUCGGGCCGGUCAGCAGUGUAGAGCGGAAUAACUGGAACGUGGAGGAUGACGUGGAGAGCGCGGUGAGGCCCCCCAGUGUUCAGGAGGCGUCACUGCGUCAGUGUAACGGCGUCAGCGAAGACUCCAGCUCUGAGACCAGCAGCUACUCUGAGAACAGCAGAACCACCACGGGCUCGUCAGUGGGCGGGGCUCCUCAGGUGACAGUUGCGUACCUGAGCCCCCUGGUGGUGAGGAAGGAGCUGGAGAGUCUCCUGGAGAACGAGGGCGAGGCGGUGCUGGCUCAGCCUCAGUUCCUCGACAACCACUCCAUCAUCUUCUGGAACCUGGUGUGGUACUUCCAGCGCCUCGGCCUCCCCAGUAACCUGCUGCAGCUGGUCCGAGCCUCGCCGCUCGUCAGCCACUUCACCCAGUCGGAGAGCUCGGCGGUGAGGGUGAGGCUGCUGUGGGACACCCUGUCCCCCGACACAGACCAGUGGCCUCCUCUCUACGUCCUCUGGAGGAUCCACAGUGGCGUCCCGAUGAGAAUCUACAGCUGGCGGAGACACAACCACCCCUUCACGUUGUCCUUCCUGGAGGAGGUGCUGCGCUGGGUUGGUAUGAACGAGGUGCACAAGGCCGUCACGCUCUUCCUGGACACGCUGGACAAACAGCCGGGGUCACCUCGAAUACAGAGGAGUUUGUACAGAGAGUUCCUCUUCCUCACGCUGGCUGCGAUGGGCAAAGAUCACGUCGCUGCGUUCGAUAAGAAGUAUAAGGCGGCGUACUCGCGCCUCAGCAGCACGCUCGGCCGCGACGAGCUGCGGAACAAGAGAGUGCAGCCUCCGAGCGCCAAAGCCGUCGACUGCAGACGCAGCUUCCACCCGCCGCUCGAGUGCUGACGACCUUCCCCGCUGAACCCCCGGGAUCCCCCGCUGCCCUCGUGCCUGCUCGUGUUCUCCGCCUCCCUGCUGCCCCCUGGUGGACGUCGCAGGACUGCGCUGCCUCUCCCCUCCUCCUCGAGCGUUGCGACGCGUGUCGUCUGAAGGAAAGAGCAGAUGUUUGCAGAUGUUUGCAGAUGUUCGUGCAUGUUGGAUCCGAUCAGUUUUGUUGGUGUUUUCCUCUAUCAUAAAAAAAAAAAAACGGACGAUAAAAAACGUGACGUGAAAGUCUCUGCGGGAGUUCGUUGUCGUCCGAAAAUUCUCUAAGGACAAAAACUUGUGAUGGCGCUCGACUCGCCUCUUGUGUUUGCGUCGGCUGUCAUUCUGUCUCCUCGUGUAAAGUCUGUACAGCAAAACAAAACAAUGUAGAUAAAUAUUAUUUAUGGACUCGAUUAUUACGCGAUAACGCUGAGAAAAGCAUUGCGGUUAUAUAACGUUUUUAUCACGUUGUGGUUUUUUUAUUGUUAUUAUUUUAUCUCCUGAUGUAAUUUAAAGGGACGACGAUGCCUGAGGAAAAGUUCGGAGUGAAAAAUAAGA